CCGAACUGGACGCGUCUCUGUGCGAACCCGCCAAGAAAUCCCGCCGUGUUGCACGCUCCGCCAUGUUUCUCUAGAGCAGAGAUGCUGCUGGAGUCCUGAAGCGGCGGCAGGAUGGUCGGGGACGCAGCCGCCAACAGCACCACCUGGCUCCACCUGCUCAACUCCUCCAGUGAGCCGAGCCUCGCCGGGCAGGCGGAGCGGCCGUACCGGGACUACACCACCGCCGCGCAGGUCCUGGUCCUCGUCGGGUCCCUGAUCGGAAACAUCACGGUGCUGUGGUGCACCUGCUGCACCAGCGUCUUCAAGUCUGUCACCAACCGCUUCCUGAAGAACCUGGCGUGCUCGGGCAUCGGCGCCGGCCUGGUGUGCGUCCCCUUCGACGUGAUGCUGAGCGUCAGCCCGCGCUGCUGCUGGUGGCUCCACGCGCUGCUGCUCUGCAAGCUCCUCAAGUUCCUCCACAAGCUCUUCUGCUCCGUCACCGUGCUGAGCUACAGCGCCAUCGCGCUGGACAGGUACUACUCGGUGCUGUACCCUCUGGAGAGGAAGAUCUCAGACGCCCGGUCCAGGGACCUGGUCAUCUACAUCUGGGUGCACGCGCUGCUGGUGAGCCUUCCCGUCUUCGCGGUCACCAACGUCACGGACGUCUACGCGACAUCGUCCUGCUCCCAAGACCACGCCCGCUCCCUGGGUCACAUGGUGUACGUGCUGAUCUACAACAUCACCACGGUGAUCCUGCCGCUGGGCCUGGUCUUCCUCUUCAUGCUGCUCAUCCGCCGAGCGCUCAGCGCCAGCCAGAAGAAGAAGGUGAUCAUCGCCGCCUUACGGACGCCUCAGAACAGCGUCUCCAUUCCGUAUGUGUCGCAGAGAGAGGCGGAGCUUCACGCCACCCUGCUGGCCGUGGUGCUGGCCUUCACCGUCUGCAGCGCCCCCUACGGGGUCCUGGUUGUUUAUCGCACUCUUCUAGCUGACGGCGUGGAUCUCCCAGGCUCCCUCUACCGCACGGCGCUGUGGCUACCCAAAGUCUCCUUGGUGACAAACCCGGUUCUGUUCCUGACCGUCAACCGCUCGGCUCGCCACAGCUGGAUGGACCUCCUGGUCCGGAUUCACCGGCGCUACAGUCGCAGGAACAUGGUCAGCACCGGGGGCCUGGCUUCCCUCGGGCCGGACGCUGUAAUCGGCGAGCCGGUGGGACUGGAGACUGCCGGGCGCUCAGGGAGUCAACUCCUGGAGAUGUUCAACAUCGGCCAGCAGCAGAUCUUCAAACCCUCCGAGGAGGACGAGGAAGACGAGGAGAUCCCUUCAAAAGGAAGCCACAAAUGUCGGCCAAGGAUAGGGAGCAACAAGGGCGACGAGAUACCGGAUAAGGAUUUCGUGCCGGGGUCAGGUGGAGCUUCCAUGGCAGCACCUCGAACUCCGCCGGUGCACACCUGCACUUACACCUCCUGCUCCCAGGUGGCGCCAGCGACGCCUACAGAGACAGAGGACACCACACAGUUUGGUUUCGGGCCGUUCGAGUUACCGCCGCAGUGGCUGCCCGAGACCAGGAACAGUAAGAAGCGGCUGCUGCCUCCGCUGGGGAACACGCCCGAAGAGCUGAUCCAGACCAAACUGCCCCGGCCGAGACCAGAGAGGCGGAUCAGCAGGAACAACAAGGUCAGCACCAUUCCCGCCGUGGACCCCUGAGAGGCCCGGUCCGCUUUCCUUCAUCAUGUCCAGCACAAUCGUGACACCAGCAGGAGCUUUCCAGCAGAAAUAUUUUGUGAUGUGUCGACAAUGUUUCCCUGUACAUGUGAGUGGCAGACGGAGUUUUGAUCCGACGAACCAGCGUUGAUUCUGAUCGAGUCUGUGAACACGCCUCCACCCCUGCUGGACCUCUGUGUGGUUCCCCCUGAUGUUGGUCCUGUCUUUGUCUUUCCUGCCCGUGAGUCUGAUGUGAUGAUACGUGUGCAGUAUGCAAAUACAUGUUGAGAACAUGAAGCCUUUAAAAGUUGUUUUUGUGUGGGUUAAUCCAAGAUGGCCGCCUUCCUGUUGCUCGUAGGAACCAUUCUUGAGUUGUGAGCAAAGCAGGUGACUUCUGCGUCAUUCUGCUCCCUCCCUCACAGCGUUGAAGGGCCAGAGAGGUCGCGUGGUUUCACAGAGCAUUGUGGGCCGCGGCAGUCGGCAGACUUUGUUGUGAUGACAGAAAGCUGCGCUGCGACCGCUGCAGCCGUCAAGAGUCUCUCAGGGUCUCGGCCUCAGACUGGGAGGACUGUGCGUUUCUGUUCAAUACCGCCGGAGACCGACAGAGACCACUGUCAGGACUGGAAAGCAAAACUGCUAAAAGAAGGAUUCUGGCUUACAGUUGUGUCUUUGAUAUUGAUCAGGAGUCUCAAACAGAUCCACCAGAGGUCCUCGGUGGGCGCAUGUUUUGGUUCCUCACUAGUCACAAGGCAGCCCAAACACCAGUCAGGUUGUUCCAGCUCAUACUGUCCUGGUCUUGUCUCGUCUCCCCAGUCUCGAUAAUGUCGCCUCAGUCAGUCCCAGCACCUGAUGCCAGGUUCUCUGGACUGGUUGGUGAGGAGACAGCCGGAACCUGCCAAGCAAUAAGUCUCGUGACUGCGCUGGCGUUCAAAGCCAUGAGACGAAAGCACCAUUGAGCCGCUGAAAUCACCAACCGCUUCAACCUGGCAACGGCAGUCGUGUAGCGGGAAUCGAACGUCGCUUGUGACGGAGAGCCGAUCUCCUCCAAUGGUGAGAACAGAUGAGACACUGAAGUGAGGUGGCUCUGUUAGGUGGUGACUGCAAACACAGUCAUCUGCAGCGCAAAUAUUUAUCAGUCCGUCAGGCCCGAGCUCCCCACAGUCCCCUGCUGCGUUUACAAAGGAGUCAGCUCUGCGCAGACUGGGAGGGAAAUAUUAGGAUUCCGAGUGGCGUCGCGUCCAUAUGAGGCAAAA
Molecule: messenger RNA, 2933 nt
Organism: Synchiropus splendidus (mandarinfish)
Lineage: Eukaryota; Metazoa; Chordata; Actinopteri; Syngnathiformes; Callionymidae
Gene: gpr176
Product: G protein-coupled receptor 176
Exons: 3
Coding region: 112-1683 (523 amino acids)
Biological process (GO): G protein-coupled receptor signaling pathway
Cellular component (GO): plasma membrane
Molecular function (GO): G protein-coupled receptor activity
Source: RefSeq, a predicted model, not a curated record